Molecule: messenger RNA, 1929 nt
Organism: Styela clava
Lineage: Eukaryota; Metazoa; Chordata; Ascidiacea; Stolidobranchia; Styelidae
Source: RefSeq, a predicted model, not a curated record
AAUCGCGGUUGUAGUGGGAGCAGGUUCAGAAGUUCGAGACUUCGUUGCCAUCUUGUUUAACAGCACAGAUAACUUAGCUAAAAAUAAUUGUGUACCAUAAUAUAAAGCCAUGGCAGGUCCACAACAUCUUUCAAAAUAUGAUACAGCUUUAUUGGGAAUUUUGCAACAUGAAGGAGAAUUGGAACCUUUUCUUGACGUUGUGUUUGGAUUUUUGUUUCGGAAGACUGACUUUUAUCAUGUUAUGACUGACACACAAAAGAAGUACGGUUUCCCACCGGGAGUUUCGGAAAAGCUGAUAAUGAAACACUUUAAAAAGUAUUCAAACUUAACAGCUAAAAUGGUGGAACAAGCAGGAAAACAAAAAAAUUUGGGUGGUGAAUCUCUCCCAGAACCUACUUCCAAAUCGAGCAAUGCGGAAAGUGAACCUGUAUCCGAUAAAAUUGAAACCCAACAAAAACCCGUGCGAACAAAACCAGCUGAAACGAAAGUUGCAACAAGUGAAACACCAAAUCCAUCAUCAGCGAAACUUACUCCUAUACAAAAAACGCAAGAAGAAUAUCAAAGUAAUCCAGAAAGCUACAAUGGUGCUGUACGUGAUAAAUAUACGUGGUCUCAAAAUUAUGAUGACAUUGACGUCAUUGUUCCUGUUGCAAAAACAAUAACCAAAGGGCGUCAGGUAAAAGUAACAAUUGAGAAGAAACAUCUCUUUGUUUCUGUAACUGACAUCGACGGAAAGACAGAUACUAUUAUGGAUGGAGACUUGAAACAUGAAAUUUUACGAGAAGAUAGCAUGUGGUCCUUGGAAGGUAGUAAAAACAUACAAAUCACACUGGCUAAAGAUACAAAAUUCUGGUGGAAUGCUCUCUUGAUGAACGAAGACGAAAUUGAUGUUCAAAAAAUUGCUCCAGAGCGAUCAAUGGCUGACAUGCAAGAAGAUGAAGUUGCUGUUAUAAACAAGCUGCAGUUUGAUGAGAAACAAAAAAGGCUUGGUCUACCACAAAGUCAUGAACUGAAAGUACAUGAAAUGCUGAAAAAAGGAUGGGAUGCUGAAGGUUCUCCUUUUAAAGGACAAGAUUUUGAUCCAAAAAUGUUCAAUAUUUCUCCGAGUGGUGUCCAGUAGCUCCUUGAAAUAUAUUAUGCUACUGUAUCUUUGUUUUAUUGGACAGCAAAUGUUUGACUGCCUUCCUUCAAUCAAUUAAACUGAACUGUUUGUCAUUAAAUCGUAUUACGAUUUUCUUGUUAUUUUUGAAGGUUUUAUGGAAUCAAUUAUCUUUUACCUUAUAAUCGGUCUAAAUUUCAAUUAUAUGGGGGGUUUCAUCAAUCGGAUGGAUACCUUAUAUGCCUAUAUUAAAUUGUUGCUGAAUAUAAUAUUUGGAUAAUUUUUUUCAUAAAUAACCAUAGUAAGUAACCAUAGCAACCAAUUGAAUAACCAUAGUUAUUUGCAUAUCGCUGGUAAUGUACAACUGGUUAUUUCUUUUUGCCAAUAGCCUAUCCAUAUUUUAUUAACUAGAGUUUCAUCUUUCAUGUUGAGCAAUGUUACAAAAUAGAUGCACGAACUGAGAUUUUUCUCUUUAUGAAAUGCUGAAAGGUAAUUUGUCUAUUUUGACAAAUAAAUUUCUAUUCCUUUUCAACCAUUGUCUGAAUAUUUUUAUACUUCUCAGUUCUGAUAUAGUGCUGCUUGAAGACAGCCUGUUGAAAUUCUGAUGAUAAAGAUUAAUUGUAUAACGAUCAACGCCAUUUACUUUUAAAUUGGAACAAUCUGAACAAAAUGUAAAGUCCCAAAUAUUAAUAUACCGAUGAGCGAAUGUCAGUAGAAGUUUUGAACAUAAAUAUCAAUUUUUUUGGCAAUUAGCUAAAUAUUUUCCACUUGUACAUUGUCUAUCCUUAUUGGAUAUUGAUUAAAUGUUUUCUUUUUUUAUUUACAUAUAG